Apis laboriosa (Himalayan honeybee) is the source of this 1437-nucleotide messenger RNA. Its product is annotated as WD repeat domain phosphoinositide-interacting protein 4-like. Gene Ontology annotation, molecular function: phosphatidylinositol-3-phosphate binding; phosphatidylinositol-3,5-bisphosphate binding; protein binding. The transcript is spliced from 7 exons. Bases 89 to 1126 code for a protein of 345 amino acids. Lineage: Eukaryota; Metazoa; Arthropoda; Insecta; Hymenoptera; Apidae. Gene Ontology annotation, cellular component: cytosol; extrinsic component of membrane; phagophore assembly site membrane. Gene Ontology annotation, biological process: autophagy of mitochondrion; protein lipidation; protein localization to phagophore assembly site. The record is from RefSeq and is a predicted model, not a curated record.
GAAAAAUGUAAACAAAAACAUAAAAUUCAUCAUUAAAAAAAAUUUAUAUCGAAAAAAUAUUUAUUUGUUUAAUUUAAUGUAACAUCAAAUGGCUGGCGAAAAAAAUAUUCUUAGUUUACGAUUUAAUCAAGAUCAAGGAUGUUUCACAUGUUGUAUGGAAUCUGGUCUUAGAGUAUACAAUGUAGAACCAUUAGUGGAAAAAGCUCAUUUGGAAAAUGAUAUAAUGGGAAGUAUAGCUAUUGCAGAAAUGCUUUGGAGAACAAACAUCAUUGCUAUAGUAGGUGGUGGUACAAGACCAAAGUUUGCAGAAAAUACAGUACUUAUUUAUGAUGAUUUAUCUAAAAAAUUUAUAAUGGAAGUUACAUUUACCAGUCCUAUUAAAGCUAUACGAUUACGUAGAGAUAAAAUGAUAGUAGCACUUCAACGAGAAAUACAUGUUUUCUCAUUUCCUAUGCCUACACGAAGAUUAUUGACUUUAGAAACCAGAGAUAAUCCAAUGGGAUUAAUUGAAGUUGCUACAUUAGCUACUGCACAAAAACAACUUCUUGCUUUCCCUGGCCAUAAACAGGGUAGUGUACAAUUAAUUGAUCUUGGUGCUACAGAAGCAGGAAGUUCUAGUGCUCCUGCAACUCUUGCAGCACAUCAAGGUGCAUUAGCUUGUCUUGCAGUUAAUAGUAGUGGAACAAUGAUAGCAACUGCUUCCACUCAAGGUACAUUAGUUAGAGUAUGGGAUAGUAUACGUAGACACUUGUUAGUGGAAUUGAGAAGAGGUGCUGAUCCUGCAACACUUUAUUGCAUUACAUUUAGUAGAGAUUCGGAAUUCUUAUGUGCUUCUAGUGAUAAAGGAACAGUACACAUAUUUGCAUUAAAAGACACACAAUUAAAUCGCAGAUCGACUUUUUCAAAAAUGGGAUUUUUGGGAAAUUACGUUGAAAGUCAAUGGGCAUUGGCUACAUUCACAGUACCACCAGAAUGUGCUUGCGUAUGUGCAUUUGGUACAAGAAGUUCUGUCAUAGCAAUUUGUAUGGAUGGAACAUUUCAUAAAUAUGUUUUUACUGCCGAUGGAAAUUGUAACCGUGAAGCAUUUGAUGUCUUCCUAGAUGUUUGUGAUCAUGAUGACUUUUAACAUGAACUGUAUAUUACAUUUAGAACAUAUUUUAGAAUAUCUGUAAGAAAGUUUCCAGUCAUUUUAAAUAAGAAACUUCUUGCAGCAAUAUCUGUAUUGUAAAUAAUUAGGAAAAUAAUUAUAAGAAGAGUACAAGUCACUACAUUUAUUGAUUUCUCAAUAUAACAUACUGAAUGUUCUUCAGUCUAUUUUAUAUACAUUAACAUUUUAGUAACAUAUGUUUAAUAUAUAAUAAAAAUUAAUUUUAUAUCUUUAACUUGUUUUUUUUUAAAAUUAUAGUAAAAAUUGUAGUUCUGCAAAUAUAUAUAUUC